AUAAAAAUCGCUUUCAUACGUUUUUAACAUAUUUAAACCCCGUCUGCGAACCUCAAACCAUACGAAUGAGCGCUCAAUUAGUCAUUAGGUAGUCUAAAUCGGCACCAUUUUCUUCGCUAGGGAAUGGUCAUUGUUCAUUGAUUUUCUAGACAAAACUUCCUCGAUUAUUUCCACGAAAGAAAUUUAAGCAUUUCAACUACCGAACACAAGAAGCCGCUUUGCGCUCUUGUUCAGAUCCUAUCAAUGGUGAUACCCGUGCUAACAACGCGGCUUGCUAAGAUCAUGCCAAAAUACUUCUGUUUCUUAGUAAGCUGUGAGGUUCACGGGCGAAAAUAAAAGUGGUAUCGGAACACCCCAAACUCCAUCCCUAUAUUCGAUAUACCAUUACAUAAACAUGCAAAAAAUCAGUGCUGCUUUGGCUGGAACUAUUAAACUUGCCGACGAAUACGAAAUUAACCGUAUCGGCUAUGGUGCUUUGAGAGUUACUGGACCCAAACUCUGGGAUGAACCCGAAGACAAGGAAGGAGCGCUUCGUACUCUCCGUGGUGUUCCCAACCUUGGCAUCAACUUCAUUGACACUGCCGAUAGCUAUGGCCCCGAGACCAGUGAGAACAUGAUUCGUGAAGCCUUGUAUCCCUACGAGGGCAUCCUGGUCGCUACCAAGGGCGGUGUUGUUCGUCCUUCCCCCGAUGGAUGGGAGCCUGUUGGCCGUCCCGAGUACUUGAGACAAUGUGUUUUGAUGAGUCUUCGUCGUCUUGGUCUCAAGCAACUUCCUCUCUGGCAAUUGCAUCGCAUCGACCCCAAGGUCCCUCGCGAGGAGCAAUUCCAAGUGAUUCAAGACAUGCAAAAGGAGGGCUUGAUCAAGCACGUUGGUCUCAGUAAUGUCUCUGUGGAGGAUAUCCAAGCCGCUGAAAAAUACUUCAAGGUCGUGAGUGUGCAAAACUUGUUCAACCUUGUCAACCGCGAGGCCGAAGACGUCCUCAACUACUGUGAAAAGAAGGGAAUUGUUUUUAUCCCUUGGUGUCCUCUUGCUGCCGGCGACCUUUGCAAGUCCGGAAGCAUCUUGGAUGUCGCCGCCAAAGAGCUCAAAUGCUCUCCCUCAGACGUUUGCCUUGCUUGGCUUCUCCAACGCAGUCCCGUCAUUCUCCCCAUUCCCGGUACUUCCAAGCUCCAACACUUGGAAGAAAAUGUUGCUGCUGCUCGUAUCAAGCUUUCUCCCGAGCUCUUCCAAAAAUUGGACGAAGCCGGAAAGAAGACCUACGAGGCAUCUAAGGCUUCUGCUUAAUCUGGAGAAAAAGAUUUAAUGUUCAUAUUAACGACAAUAAAAAGCAAAAAGUGCGAUUCAUGUUUACAUGCUCAGCUCUGUCUAGUAGAUAGAUGGUCCCGUAGUACACAUAACACCGUCGUACACUUCAUGGCAACCUAAAAAAGAAACUGUUCCCCAUUUUGGCAAUGCCGACUUUACUAAUUCAUUUGGUCUAUGG
Messenger RNA from Schizosaccharomyces japonicus yFS275, 1484 nucleotides. RefSeq lists its product as hypothetical. NCBI's taxonomy places the organism in Eukaryota, Fungi, Ascomycota, Schizosaccharomycetes, Schizosaccharomycetales, Schizosaccharomycetaceae. The transcript has a single exon. Gene Ontology annotation, molecular function: oxidoreductase activity. The coding region runs from base 395 to 1285 and encodes 296 amino acids. The record is from RefSeq and is a predicted model, not a curated record.